Zygosaccharomyces rouxii is the source of this 2526-nucleotide messenger RNA. It is a transcript of the gene SAP1, whose product is annotated as putative AAA family ATPase SAP1. Gene Ontology annotation, molecular function: ATP binding; ATP hydrolysis activity. The record is from RefSeq and is a predicted model, not a curated record. The transcript has a single exon. NCBI's taxonomy places the organism in Eukaryota, Fungi, Ascomycota, Saccharomycetes, Saccharomycetales, Saccharomycetaceae. The coding region runs from base 1 to 2526 and encodes 841 amino acids.
AUGGAUGCUACAAGCAGUUAUUACUUACUUUCCAGGUUUUCCAAGCUACGGAAGAAACCUCAACAACCUCUCACUGAUCUAACCGAACUUUAUGGUAGAAUAGCUAAUCAAAGUAUCUACUAUUUGAAACUGGAGGAACAGAAGGAAUAUAAUGCUGCAUUACAAGGCUGGAAAGCCCUUAACACGGAUGUAAUGUACCAAAUUACUAUGCUUGAACGUGAAUAUCCAAAUACCCAGACUUAUUCCAGAGAGGAAGCAAGUUUGAAUACGGGUGUACGAGAACUCUAUCACAAGAGUUUAGGACAUUUGGAAAGGCUGAGGAAAAUUUGUGAGGAGGAAUCAUCGAAUAAGCCAGCUACUAAACCUUAUGUCAAUAUACCGAACGUUAAAAGCUCGAGAAGACCAGAUUCACAUUCACAUAAUGGACAUUCGUCAUUUAUCAGGAAACCAAUUUCAUACCCCAUUUCAUCUCAAGGUUUUCCAACUAAGAUGGCUACAACUUUACGUGAUCCUAAAGCACAAGCAAGGAAAGGUUAUCACAUUCCCAAUAGUUAUCCCAAGAAUAGCGGUGCUAGUGGUAACAGUAAUAGUAGCCAUAGAGUUAAUUUUGCACCAUCCAAACCUUUAGGCAAGAAGAGCAAUUUACCAAAGUCUUACCAAGAUGAUUAUGAAUCUGAAGAUAAUUUAAUAGAGGAAGAUGAUGAGGACAUUGUAGAUUCUAUGGGACAUUUCAAAGGGUUUGAUGAUGAUGAUAAAAUGUUUGCGCAUCUUACUAGUGACAGUGAUAAAAAUUCAGAUUUACAUUCUUCCAAUUCCCUAGAUUUUGAUCCGGAUGAAUUAUACGGUGACGAUGACGAGGACGCCGAUAAUGCCGAAGAGACCGAAGAGACCGAUGAUGAGAUGAGAAGACUUGAUAAUCGUAUUACGAACCUUUCCAUAGGCUCUACUAGUAACUUACCGGCAACAAAACCUACAGGUUCGUCAUCGUUGAGUGGAUCACCAGAGAGAAAUGGGGUUGAAACUGGUAAAAAUGCCGGUGUCAAUGCCCCCGUGAGGACACAGAGGAAAUCUAGAUCUCCUACGAGGAAUAUUGAUCUCAAACCUAAUAGGUCAACGCCUAAUUUACUUCACAAACCACACAGUAAUUCACCUUCUUCAUCAUUGACGCAUAAUAGACCUCAACAGGCUCAAAAUGCAGCUAAAAAAGUGUUAUCGCACCCACAAGAUCGUCCAAUUACCAAGAAAAGCUUACCAAGCGGCAAUAAUGGUACUUCAUCAUUAAAAAACCCAAAGAAACCUUUGACUAAGAAAACUACUAAACCUGUGGCAACGACAGCAAAUAGAAAGCCAAUUACUGCUGGCAAAGUCCCUAGCAAAAGACCGUAUGGUAACGCGUCUCAUUCCACUUCUUCGUACUCUACUGUACAAUCUACAACAUCUUCAUUCUCUUCCUCACCACCUACUGGACCACCAGUAGGUGGUGGAUCGUCAUCUUCAAAACCAAAGUCUGCUUCCACUGAUAACGAAGGGGACGAAGACGAAGAAGAAAAAAAGAGAUUGAAAGAAGCAUUGGAAGAUGAAAUUAUCGAUAGUCUACAUGGUGUAGAUAGAGCUGCUGCCAAGCAAAUUUUUGCUGAAAUCGUUGUACAUGGUGAUGAAGUUCAUUGGGAAGACAUUGCCGGAUUAGAAAGUGCAAAGGCUUCUUUGAAGGAAGCAGUCGUAUACCCAUUUUUGAGACCUGAUUUAUUCCGUGGAUUAAGAGAACCAAUCAGAGGAAUGUUGUUAUUUGGUCCCCCAGGUACGGGUAAAACUAUGUUAGCUCGUUCUGUUGCUACCGAAUCUCAUUCGACUUUUUUCUCAGUAAGUGCAUCUACACUGACAUCAAAAUAUUUAGGUGAAAGUGAAAAAUUGGUUAGGGCGCUAUUCGCUGUGGCAAAAAAGUUAUCACCAUCCAUUAUCUUUGUUGAUGAGAUUGAUUCCAUUAUGGGUAGUAGAAGCAACGAAGGUGAAAACGAAUCAAGUCGUAGAAUUAAAAAUGAAUUUUUAGUUCAGUGGUCUUCAUUGUCUUCUGCUGCUGCUGGUAAACAAAGUGGAUCUGAGGAAGAUGAUGAAAGAGUUUUAGUGCUUGCAGCUACCAAUUUACCGUGGUCUAUUGAUGAAGCCGCUAGAAGAAGAUUCGUCAGAAGGCAGUACAUCCCUCUGCCUGAACCAGAAACACGUAGCGUUCAACUGAGCAAACUUUUAUCCCAUCAGAAACAUACUUUGAGUGAGGAGGAUUUCCUAGAAUUAGUAGAAUUAACAGAUGGAUAUUCCGGAAGUGAUAUCACCUCGUUAGCAAAGGAUGCUGCCAUGGGACCAUUAAGAGAACUAGGUGAAAAACUAUUGCUAACACCAACGGAGAAUAUACGUUCUAUUGCAUUGAAAGACUUCAAGAGUAGUCUUCGAUAUAUUAAACCUUCAGUUUCACAAGAAGGUCUCGAAAAAUAUGAGGAUUGGGCUGCACAAUUUGGGUCAUCUGGUGCAUGA